UGAAGCCCCACUGCUCGGUUCGCAAGAGGAGAGAGAACAGAGUCCGACCAAGGCGACCGCACCGUACAGUAGCCGCUACCAGCGCACCGGUGUCCGGCUGUGAGCCAGACAGUAUGACGGGGAACAAGUUCAGGACCUGCGGGGCUGCUCGAGGGUAGCUAUUCAUCGUUACUUUCGACGGACAACACGAACGUUGACGCCGACCAGGCUUUUCACCUUCCCUCACUGGAAGCGUAUCGAACGGAUUCGGCUCUUUUUUGGUCCCAAGCAGAGGUCGGUGGUGAAACAUGAACAAGAACCACCGAGUGCCGAGCAACCGUUCUCUGAGUGCCGUGGAGGUGAAGAGUAAGUUCGGUGCAGAGUUUCGCCGGUUCUCUCUCGAUCGCUCAAAGCCAGGCCGCUUUGAUGAGUUCUACGGCCUCUUGCAACACGUCCAUCGUAUUCCCAACGUGGACUUGCUUGUGGGUUACGCCGACAUCCACGGCGACCUGUUGCCCAUCAACAAUGACGACAACUACCACAAGGCUAUCUCCACUGCCAGCCCCCUCCUCAGACUCUUCCUUCAAAGGAAAGAGGAAGCCGAUUAUACAACCUUUGGUACCGAUACGCUGACGAGAAAGAAAAACACGGUUCUUUCGGCAGUUCUUCUCCGACCCGAUGCCAACAGGAAAAAGCCGCCCGUUAUCAUCAGCCUCCCGAGGGACUUCCGUCCCGUUUCGUCUAUCAUCGACGUGGACAUCCUGCCCGAAACGCACAGACGCGUCCGCCUGUACAAGCACGGCCAGGAAAAGCCUCUGGGCUUCUACAUCCGUGAUGGCUCCAGCGUGCGGGUAACGCCGCAGGGCUUGGAGAAGGUCCCUGCCAUUUUUAUCUCUCGGAUGGUUCCCGGCGGCCUCGCGGAAAGCACCGGUCUUCUCGCAGUGAAUGACGAGGUUCUGGAGGUGAACGGCAUCGAGGUGGCUGGCAAAUCUCUGGACCAAGUGACUGAUAUGAUGAUCGCAAACAGUCACAACCUCAUCAUCACAGUCAAGCCGGCCAACCAGCGUAACAACGUCGUCCGCGGCGGGGGCACGGCGUCCGGGAGCUCGGGGCGGUCCUCGGACAGCGGAGCCAGCUACUACGGCUACUCUUUGUCGGCCGGGCUCGGCGCCACCUCCUCUGCCCCCUCGCACAUCAUCCAGAAUUUCCCCGUCGGCGAGCUCGAGAGCGACGAAGACGACGAGGACCUCGUAAUCGAGGCAGGGGGCGACGCCGAUCCCAUCAGCCGCACGCCGUCCAAUUACAGCAUGCCCCCGCUGCCUCGCUACGAGCCGCACCUGAACCUGCGAGCGUCCGCUUCGCCGCCACCCCUCGCCAUCAACGGUGCCGUGCUAGCCCGCGGGAGCAGCGGCUCACUGAGCAAGGCCGGGUACUCCACACCGUCACCGGACAGAGCCACGAGGAGGCGGAGUCUCGAAGAAGACGGAACUGUAAUAACACUGUAGAACUGCCAUGCAUGCACUACACUUGAGUACUUCCACACACUCUGUACGUUUACGCCGUGUUAGCAAAAUAUUUUUUUUUUAUCUGGAUGAAACAUAAACAUAAGUCCAGCUGUAGAAACAAAAACCCACUUCAACAGACUUCCUUGACACCAAUUCCUAAUUAGACAAGGCCUUGGCGGCAUUUGAUGGCAUUUCAGAAAAAGCACGAAAAAUACCGGUGGGUUCAGGAGCAUGUACACAAGCAAAUCAGACCAGGCCCAAGACGAUGUGUACAUGCUUUGAGUGGGAGGCAGACAAGUAGCUGGUCGACCAGAAACGACAUUUGGCUUCAUGCAUCCCUCUUACCAAAAGAGAUAACAAACAUGUGAUUUGUACUACAAGUCAAGUUUACAGCAUGUGUACUGAGCAUACAGAUUUGCAACACUAUCCAAGUCACUAUUCUCCAGCAAGCUUGUUUUAUUUUGCAACGUAUUCGAUCAAUCAGAAAGAGACUCUAACCAAGAGGUGUACAAGAGGCAUAGCGCCACCAAUGGCAGUAGCCAAUAAAUUGCUUCUGUACAAGGACAACUCAAGUAGUUCACUUCACAGAUGUAGCGGUAGCUGGAACAAACUGGAUGUAAACUGAGCGACACUUUGAGAGGGAGUCACGGACCAGCCAUUGACGCCAAUAACUUUGACGGAGAAGCGCAAUGACAUGUAAAUAUUGAAUCUGGACACAAAGCCUAUUGAAAUGUUUGUACAUUUACAUGUAAAACACCACACUUCAGACUGUAGUGCCCACGCGUGUGCCAUUGUGGCACCAUGGAGGCUGCGGGCAACCCCCCCCCCCACACACACACACACACACACACACACACUAAAGGACUAAAGGUGUCACUUCACAGAAAAACCUCCCCCCAAAACCAGGUACUGCACCUCCUUCCAAGCUACAAGCCUCCUGAAGCACUUAUCUUGUUUUUUGUUUUUGUUUUUUCAAACUUCCUCUAGAGAGCAGCGGUGAUCCCUCAUGCCCACGCGUCUUAUGAAUCGAUGAGUGUUUCCCCAGCCACAAGCCUGUGGACACCAACAAGGCAUUUAUUUUA
Molecule: messenger RNA, 2566 nt
Organism: Hippocampus comes (tiger tail seahorse)
Lineage: Eukaryota; Metazoa; Chordata; Actinopteri; Syngnathiformes; Syngnathidae
Gene: pard6b
Product: par-6 partitioning defective 6 homolog beta (C. elegans)
Exons: 3
Coding region: 288-1484 (398 amino acids)
Biological process (GO): regulation of cellular localization; establishment or maintenance of cell polarity; centrosome cycle
Cellular component (GO): apical plasma membrane; cell cortex; nucleus
Molecular function (GO): protein binding
Source: RefSeq, a predicted model, not a curated record